GCAGUUUUUGACAUGUUAAUCUUGAUGUGUUUUAAAAGCUGCCAAUCACAUUACUGAGGCAGCUUGAAAGGAAGACUUAUAGCGAAGGCACUUACUCUUGGAUGUCUAUGGUGUCUUCAUUUUUCCCAAAACUAAGGUCUUCAAAAUAGAUCAUGACUCCACGAGAUCACAUGAGAAAAAUGUCUAUCCUGGGGGAACAAGGAGCACUAGAAGAAAAGCACUUAUACCGAUUGGCAAGUGGCAUGGCAGCAGGAGAACUGCGGCAGCGGCAAGAGAUGCUAAUGAGAAAUCAGCUGAUGGCAGUAAACCCUCAGCUAAUGGGUGCGGGCCAGCAGAGGAUGCAGGCGAUUCCCUCCCAGUUCGAGCCUCGACUGGUAGACAGAGAUCUGUUACCUUCAACUGAAAUGAUGGCAUCAGCUGACCCGAGGCAGAUCCACAUAGCGUCCCACCUAGGGCCCACGGUCCCACAGCACACAAACAUACCAAAUUUAUUGUCCAACCGUGUUUACCCAGGUUCAGGAUACAGUUUUCUGCAACCAGAAUCCAUGGAGGCUGUGGCAAGAAGACAGGAACUGGUUCAAAAGCAAAAUAUUGCCAGAAUGGAAAUGGAGAUGAGUGCUAUUUUUCAGCAAAAAGAAAUGGAGAAAGCUCAUCGGAAAGGGCUACUGGGCCUGGAAGCACCUUUCCUUUACCAUGGGAUGCCAGCUAGUCCCAUUGCUUUCCGUGGCAGACACAGACUACCUGAAGGUCAUCUUCCCAGUGACUUAUAUGUUCAUCGUACCACGCUUGAUGAAAUUCACGGCAACACUAUGCUCAUGGCAACGAGUCCAUACCCUCCAGUCAGCACUUUGCAAAGGGAGAGGGGGCGACGACCAGGGAGAAGAGCUGGAAAUCAUAAAACUGCAGACUGUAGUGGCAAUGGCACCAAGAACCAAGCUGAUGACAAAACUAUGGACCCUGCUUCAGCUGCAGCGGAUGAUGAGAAAGACGACAAGAAAGAAGCAGAGGUGGAGACACCAAACAAACAUGAACAAAGCAAAAACCAGACUGAGCCACCCACAGUUGCCAAAAACUGUAAAGAAUUUGAACAAAGCUUGAGAAAAAACUGUGCUACUCAUGAAAUUUCUGCUGAAACCAACAGCUGCAGCAACACAAAUGAGAAAGAAUCAAAUAGCUCCUGUGCUGCUUUUGAUGACAAGUACAUGUACCCUUCUGCAAUUCCAUUCUCAGCAUUACCAUAUGGAUUUCCAGUACCCAGCAACCCAUUGCUACCUUCAGGAGCACAUGGCCUGAUUCUGAAUGGGGAAGACAUUUCUUCCAUUGAAGACAUUCGCAAGUGGACUGUUGAUGAUGUGUACAACUUCAUCGUUAGCCUCCCAGGCUGUUCAGAUUAUGCCCAGAUAUUUAAAGACCACGCUAUUGAUGGAGAAACCCUCCCACUGCUAACAGAGGAACAUCUCCUGGAUACAAUGGGAUUAAAACUCGGACCAGCAUUAAAAAUCCGCUCUCAGGUAUCUCGACGUCUGGGCAAUGUAUUCUACAUGAUGAAUCUUCCCCUGUCGGUGCCCCUGCCACCUGCUCCAGGCAAACCGUCCGAUCAGCCCGCAGACAUAGCCUCCCCUCUUCACUGCAACAGCAGUGGCGACACGCUGGAUAGUCCCUGCUCUCAGGACCCAGAAACUUCAAAAGCAGUGGAACAGAUAGUUUCAGAAAGCAGAGAAAACCCAUGUGACACAGCUGGAUCUCAGGCUGACUUCCAGAUGAUGGCUUUUCAGAAAAGUUGAGCUGAGUCCAGGAUAUAAGAUGAUUUUACUGACACAGGAACCUCUAGUUACAAAGUAUUUGAGAAGACAGCUACAGCCUGAAAUCUCUGCAUGACUGACACUGAAUGAAAUAAGCGGCAAAUGCAGCUCAAGGAAGUGUGGUAUCAGAAAAGCAUUGAAAAACUGCAACUACCCGGUAGUGCAAUUACUUUCAAGUGCAAUUCAUUGAAAAGAAUACCAGUACAGUUAACAGGUAAAUUUAAUUUUUCCAUUAAAGACCAGUGAGAUCACUGGAAUCUGUCAGAGACUCGUAGUGUGCUCUGUCUUACAGCACGUUCCUGCAGGCUGCUGAGAAACUACAAGGAAAAGUUACAUCUUCCACAGGUAGCUGAUUUCUGCUUCUGUUGAACAAAAGCUAUACAGAAAAUUUACAUGGAAUUCAUUGGGAGAGUAUGGAAUUACCUGCAGAACACAGAGAAAUAUACCCCAGACUAAGCAAUUUCAAUUAAUUCCAUUGCUAUUCUAGAACUAAGCCUUUCUAGGUGCCUGGGAAGAGUAUGCAGAGUAUAGAAGAGAGACAUGGAUUAGACCCUAGACAUGAAAAUACCAAGUGUAAGAGCAGUUUUAAUUAUCCCAAGGCACUCAUAUUGAUUGAAUCUGCUUCAAGUGAUCACAUAGCUGAGCUGGGUUUAGACGGAAGCAUCAGCAAGAUCUGCCAUGAAGACCAGUCACUGGGACGUGAACAUCCCUGCAGGCAGCAGGCUCAGAGCCACCCAGUUCCUUCCAGACUCUGUUGCAACAUCGUUCCCCUCAGCUCACCUGGGCAAGCCAUGGAAAGCCCUUCACUCAGCAGCACACCCAGUGUUUUUAAUUUUGGAAGAGGCCAUCAAUUUUAGCCUGAGUGCUAAAAUCUCUCUGCAAAAAUUCAGUUCCCCUCACUUCUGCUACUGAUGAUUAAUUGCCUCACAGCAAAUAAGAACCACAAAUCAGAGUUUCUACCUAGGGAUAAAUCCCUGGCAAUUUCUUGAUUCUUGUAUGAAUUACUUUCGCUCCCUCUUUAGGGGUUUGGUGACGCACUGGUCUCCCACUCAGGCUUUGGAAGUCAGUAUACUGCAAUGCCAUCUUCCACUCUCCUCCUUAUAAGAACACUUCUUUACUCCAAAGGACACAAAAAUAUGUUUGAUAACUUUAUUUUUGUAAAUUGAGGGUUGACAGACUGUGGAUCUGCUGUAUAUCACUACUCCAGAUUCCCUUUCCUUAGCUGAGUCUGUGUGGCCUCAAGUACUUAAAAGCCCAAAGUACACUGGUGUUUAGAUGCGAGUCUAAACACGUGAGGAGAGGGAGUAUUCUCAUAUUUUAGGCUGUGAGCAACUGUUCUUUUAC
Messenger RNA from Cuculus canorus (common cuckoo), 3146 nucleotides. It is a transcript of the gene SAMD7, whose product is annotated as sterile alpha motif domain containing 7. The transcript has 9 exons. Gene Ontology annotation, molecular function: protein binding. The record is from RefSeq and is a predicted model, not a curated record. Bases 153 to 1784 code for a protein of 543 amino acids. NCBI's taxonomy places the organism in Eukaryota, Metazoa, Chordata, Aves, Cuculiformes, Cuculidae.